AUGCAGUGCGGAGGGCCUGGUCAUCAAGGUGACGAAAAUAUGAACGGGGCAGGGGAGCAGGUUGACAUCCUGCCUCCAAACUGUGUGGUUAAAGAACGGUGGAAAGUGCUGAAGAAGAUUGGCGGUGGUGGUUUUGGAGAGAUCUAUGAGGCAUUGGACAUGCUGACAAGAGAGAAUGUGGCACUGAAGGUGGAAUCAGCACAGCAACCCAAACAAGUGCUGAAGAUGGAAGUAGCAGUGCUGAAGAAACUACAGGGUAAAAAUCAUGUUUGUAAAUUCAUCGGCUGUGGGAGAAAUGAGAAGUUCAAUUAUGUUGUCAUGCAACUUCAGGGUAGGAAUUUAGCUGAUUUGAGGCGUAGCCAGCCUCGGGGGACAUUUACCAUGAGUACCACUCUACGGUUGGGCAAACAGAUCUUGGAAUCUAUCGAGGCCAUUCACUCUGUAGGCUUCCUCCACAGAGAUAUCAAACCAUCUAACUUUGCCAUGGGUCGCCUGCCCACCACCUACAGGAAGUGUUACAUGUUGGAUUUUGGUUUGGCACGGCAGUACACUACCACUAAUGGAGAAGUGCGACCGCCAAGGACAGUUGCAGGGUUUCGAGGAACAGUUCGCUAUGCUUCCAUCAACGCACACAAAAACAAAGAGAUGGGUCGUCACGAUGACUUGUGGUCGCUGUUUUAUAUGCUUGUGGAAUUCACAGUCGGACAGUUACCGUGGAGAAAGAUCAAAGACAAGGAGCAGGUUGGUCAGAUUAAGGAGCGGUACGAGCACAAGAUGCUGCUCAAACACAUGCCCUCAGAGUUCUACAUUUUUCUGGAGCACGUGCUGAGUUUAGACUACUUUACCAAACCGGACUACCAGUUGCUGAUGUCUGUGUUUGACAACAGUAUGAAGGAAAGAGUGAUCACAGAGAAUGAGCCGUUUGAUUGGGAGCGAACAGGAACUGACACCAUGCUCUCAGCCAGCACAGCUACACCACCACAACAAAACACACGGCAAACUGCAGCCAUGGUGGGGGUUGUAAACGUGACUCCAGUUCCCGGUGAGUUACCACGGGAGAACACGGAUGACGUUUUACAGGACGAGCAUCUCAGUGACCAGGAGAAUGCCCCGCCCGCGCCAUCUCCCAUCAGGCCCGUGGAAACUGCCCCACCCCCGGCCGAAGGGGAGGCGUGGGACGAAACUGAUUUCAACCGUAACAAACUCAGGAUCAGCAUCAGCAAGACCCAGGUGGCAGCAGAGGAGGAGGAACCUGCAGGAGGGGCAUGUCCUGUCUCCCCAGUGGAGGGUGGGGCUCCAGAGUCCCCUGGCGCCCAGCAACACCCCCUCAGGUACCGGCGGGUCAACAGUCCAGAGUCUGACCGCCUGUCUGGGGCAGAUGGGAGGAUAGAUGCUUAUGACAAACGCUCACGAAUGGACAUGCUGGGCUCUCCAUCACGACUGGUGUAUUCCUCUCAACCCGCCCAGAUGCUCUCUUUGGAGGCCGGGCAAGUAGAACGACACGGAGGUCGUCAUGACGCUUCGGCUGAUGCCGACCAAGAAGCGCAUAGCAACGCUUUUAUUCGCUCUGUUCCGUUGGCCGAGGAGGAGGACUUUGACAGUCGGGAAUGGGUUCUUAUUGACAAAGAGAUGGAACUGAAGGAUUUUCAUCCAGGAGCAGAACCAACAACUUCUGGAACAACCGAUGAGGAGCCAGAGGAAUUACGCCCUCUUGAGGAGCAUGAAGAGAGGAGGCGCAGAGGUGGGGCAAGUGCAGAAGCCGUGGUCCGUCCCAAAGCUCAGCGUGGGAUGGUACCGCUCACCGAGGAGGCAGGGUCUGGUCCAAGCCCUGCCCACUCACCCUGUCACUCAGCGCCGCAUAGUGGCCCACGACGGAGAGAGUCGGAACCCUUUGGACCUCACAGACAAACACCAGAUGUGAAGGUUAUGACCCCUUCCCCUCAACACAGGGUGAAGCGUGUUGACUUCCAGUCAGGAGUGUUGACCUUUGACCUUUCCCAGGAGGUGCAUGGCAGUUCAGGAGGAUCUGGCAGUGAGGGAAGCCCUCGCAGUAGUGAGGGAAGCCCAGAGGGAGCUGCAUCCACUCUCCUUGCGCCUCCUCCACAACGUGAGCCCGAUCAAGAGGAGGGCUCACGCACCCUGGUGCUUGUCUCCGCUGGCAAUGGGGCUGUUUCCCCUGGAAAUGGUCUGGGAUCCCCUGGUGAUGGCCAGGGCACACUUGCUGCGCUCACUCCCCAGGGAGAGCGACCAGCACCAGAUGAAUCUGAGCCAGGUACCCUCUCCUCUGUCAUCAGGUCAGAACCUCGGCCCAUUGUUGUAAUGACAACCACUAGUGGUGGCACAUCAUCACCCCCCUUCACCAAGGUGGAGCGAACCUUCAUCCACAUUGCUGAGACAACACACCUUAAUGUCAUGACAACCAGACUUCAGCUCCCUGGUUUGGAGGAGGAACCACUGGCUGAGAGAGAGGAAUUAAAGAGACGGGAAGAGGAAGGGGGUGAGGAGGACAAGGAAAAAGAGAAUGAGAAAAUGAAAAUGGAAGAAGAAAAGGCAGAGAUUGAGAGCAAAGAAAGAGAAAGCAGCAGUGAAGAGGUAAUCCUGGAGAGAGAAGAGGAGAAGAAGAGUGAGGAGGAUGAUGAGAAAGAGAGAAAGAGUGAGGAUGAGAAUGAGAGAGAGGAAGACAUCAAGGUAGUCCAUUCAGAGAGUGAAAAAGACAGCGGGAGUGAAGGAAAGGUUCAAGCUAAGGAAGAGGAGGUAGAACAAGAAGAUGAGGAGUAUGUAGAAAAAGAGAAAGAGAAUCAGGAGAAUGUGUGCCCUGCUCUGACUGCUAUAACAAAGAUAGAAGCAGAGGUACAGAAGGAUGUAGUUCUGCUCAGAAAGGAGGAAGGUGCAGAGCCUGGAUCCACAGAUCGACCGUGUCCACCUCGAAGAAGUCGUAUUCCUGUGUUGGCAUCUGAAGAGGAAACUGGAUCUGAUCGAUCAUCUCCAACUCGGCGAGAGCAGACACAACGUGGUCGCCUUGGCCGACGCCCUCACCUGGCUCGUCUUGUUCUGGAGCGGAAACAGACUUGCCCAAUUCGCCAACAAUCCACUUCCUCCCCUUCUCCCACCUUCUCCACUACUGCUUCUGAAGAUGACACUCACCAAUCAGAUGAAUCCACCAAAGAAAGGAGGAGGGAUAGGGAAGCUGAAGGACGGGGCAAGAGCAGAAUCCCACGGCCAGUCACACCCGUCAAGAAACCUACAGCCCAAUCAGGAACAGUGCUACUUCCCCGAACUCAGAAGCCCAUUCCUUCCACUUAUCACAGGUGGGUUAAAGAGGGUUUUUAUGGGUCUCAGAGUGUGAGUGCCUCUCUCUAUCCACAACUCAGAUCUCAACCCCGCCCUUUGAAGCCCCGCCCUCUCUCCACAGGUUCUAGUCUGGUCUCCAGUGGUCGGACAGACCUGCAGGGGAUUGUUCGAUCUCCCGCUUCCCCCACUCCCCGCAGCUUAAGCACCUCUCCUCGCAGUUACUCCACCUCCCGCACAGAUAGCCCCUCCCCUCAACGUGUCCGUAGUCAGCCCUCAGCCAAUGAUACGCAGAGACAACCUCGCACGCCCUAUCCUCCUCAGAGCUACCCAUCCAAACCAAAAGCCCAGGACUCCACUCCCAAGAGGAGCAAGUCACAACUGUCAGGCACCCCCCUGAAAGGAAAGAAAAUUUCAUCAGAGGGGAAGCUUGCAGAUAGAUAA
Messenger RNA from Chanos chanos (milkfish), 3732 nucleotides. It is a transcript of the gene ttbk1b, whose product is annotated as tau tubulin kinase 1b. The record is from RefSeq and is a predicted model, not a curated record. Gene Ontology annotation, molecular function: ATP binding; protein kinase activity. Bases 1 to 3732 code for a protein of 1243 amino acids. The transcript has 15 exons. Gene Ontology annotation, biological process: protein phosphorylation. Lineage: Eukaryota; Metazoa; Chordata; Actinopteri; Gonorynchiformes; Chanidae.